Molecule: messenger RNA, 1611 nt
Organism: Torulaspora delbrueckii
Lineage: Eukaryota; Fungi; Ascomycota; Saccharomycetes; Saccharomycetales; Saccharomycetaceae
Gene: GDA1
Product: guanosine diphosphatase
Exons: 1
Coding region: 1-1611 (536 amino acids)
Biological process (GO): nucleoside diphosphate catabolic process; protein N-linked glycosylation
Cellular component (GO): Golgi apparatus; membrane
Molecular function (GO): GDP phosphatase activity; UDP phosphatase activity
Source: RefSeq, a predicted model, not a curated record
AUGGUGAGGAAUUAUAGAUUCAUCAUCUUUGCGUUUGUAGCGAUUAUGCUACUUGCGCUGAUCAAAUCCUCCACAUCUGUUAAGUCGGCCAGCGAUAUCGUCAGAGUCGUUUCUCCUACUGCCAGUAGACCGGAUGUGCCACAGGACUUCAGUGCUCUUCCAAUUGAUGACGAACCAGGUUAUAUUGUUGACGAUAAGACUGAUAAUGGUAACCCGAGUGUUGCUAGUGCCGUGAAAGAACACUCCUCAGGUGCCAUUUCCAAUGCCAAAUCCACUUCAAGUGCUUCUGCAGAAUACUCGACCAGCAAAAAAUGUGAUAAGGAUCAUCAGUUCGUUUUAAUGAUUGAUGCUGGUUCUUCGGGAUCUCGUAUUCACGUCUAUGAAUUUGACGUUUGUACGCAGCCUCCAACAUUGAUCGAAGAGACUUUCAAAAUGCUAGAACCGGGCUUGUCCUCCUAUGACACAGAUGCUGAUGGUGCCGCCAGAUCUUUGGAUCCGUUGUUGGAACGUGCUUUGGAGACAAUUCCAAAGGAUAAGAGAGGUUGUGCACCCGUGGCUGUGAAGGCCACUGCUGGUUUGAGAUUACUCGGUGAUGCCAAGGCUGAUAAGAUUCUCUCUGCUGUGCGUAGCCAUCUGGAGAAUGACUAUCCUUUCCCUGUGGUGCAAGGCGAUGGUGUUUCUGUGAUGGGAGGUGACGACGAAGGUGUUUACGCGUGGAUUACUACCAACUAUCUGUUAGGUAACAUUGGUGCGGGGUCUAAGAUUCCAACCAGCGCUGUGUUUGACCUUGGUGGUGGUUCCACUCAAAUUGUUUUUGAGCCAACCUUUCCUCCAAAUGAAAAGAUGAUUGAUGGAGAACACAAGUAUGAACUAACAUUUGGUGGCCAGAAGUACACCUUGUACCAAUUUUCUCAUUUGGGCUACGGUUUGAACCAAGGUAGAAACAAGAUUAAUGCUUUGAUUGUGGAAACAGCCAUUUCUGAAGGAAAGAUUGAAAGAGGUGAUACAAAGACGACUCACAAGUUGUCUUCCCCUUGCUUGCCUCCAAAAGUCGUUGCCUCUAAACAGGUAGUUAAAUUGGACGAUGGUACGAAAUAUACCAUCGAUUUCAAAGGUCCACUACAACCAGCUGGGGCUCAAUGUAGAUAUUUGGCUGACAAGAUCCUAAAAAAAGACGCAAAAUGUAGCCAGCCACCAUGUUCAUUUAACGGAGUUCACCAACCUUCCCUAGUCCAUACUUUUAAGGAGAGAAACGACCUUUAUGUUUUCUCUUACUUCUACGACAGAACUCAACCCUUGGGCUUACCGCUAUCCUUCAAGUUAGAUGAGUUGGUUGACCUCACCAAAAUGGUCUGUAAUGGAGAAGAAGUUUGGGAAAGUGUCUUCAGUGGGGUGGAAGGGUCUGUUGAAGAAUUGAAGAAAGAUCCAAAAUGGUGUAUAGAUUUGUCAUUCCAAGUUUCUUUACUGCACACUGGUUACGAGAUUCCACUCUACAGAGAACUAAAGACAGCCAAGACCAUCGCAGAUAACGAGGUUGGUUGGUGUCUAGGUGCGUCUUUGCCACUGAUCGAAGCAGACACUUGGAAGUGUAAAGUUGACAAGAUAAUUUGA